Pygocentrus nattereri (red-bellied piranha) is the source of this 789-nucleotide messenger RNA. It is a transcript of the gene meaf6, whose product is annotated as MYST/Esa1-associated factor 6. The coding region runs from base 2 to 682 and encodes 226 amino acids. Lineage: Eukaryota; Metazoa; Chordata; Actinopteri; Characiformes; Serrasalmidae. The transcript is spliced from 8 exons. Gene Ontology annotation, cellular component: NuA4 histone acetyltransferase complex. The record is from RefSeq and is a predicted model, not a curated record.
GAUGUUCGGUUCUCUGCGACACACGGCCUCCCCGCUGUGUGUUGUUGUUGGUCAGCGCUCCGUCAUGGCGAUGCACGCUAAAUCCGCUCCGCCGCAGAUCCCCGACACCCGCCGCGAGCUGGCCGAGCUCGUCAAGAGGAAACAGGAGCUGGCGGAGACGCUGGUAAACCUGGAGAGACAGAUCUAUGCCUUUGAAGGGAGCUACUUGGAGGAUACGCAGAUGUAUGGCAACAUUAUCAGGGGAUGGGACCGCUACCUCACUAACCAGAAGAACUCCAACAGCAAGACAGACAGAAGGAACCGGAAGUUCAAGGAGGCGGAACGCCUCUUCAGCAAAUCCUCUGUAACAUCAGUGGCAGCUGUGUGCGCUCUUGGUGGCAUCCCUGAUCACAUGAAUGAAAAACGUGAGGCAGGCAGUGGCACAGAGAGCGACACAUCUCCAGACCUCCAGAACCAGGAGAACGAGCCGGGUCAGGAGGAGGCAGAGGAUGCAGACGGAGCCCUGCAGGACUUGAAGCCUCAGAAAGCAGCUUCAUCGUCCAGCUCCACCAACACUGGCCACCACAGCAGCCACAAGAAACGCAAGAACAAGAACCGGCACAGCCCCUCCGCCAUGUUUGAUUAUGACUUUGAAUUUGACAUGAAGAUGAACAAAAAGCCCAGAGCAGACUAUUCAGCUUGAUGGUUACCACAGAGAAGAACGGAGUGUUUGACCCGGACUCUAUCUGGACCAACACGCAAACAGAACCACAGUUAUUCCCAUUCCCAUUCGUCAUGACUCCCAUCAGC